Ictidomys tridecemlineatus (thirteen-lined ground squirrel) is the source of this 2136-nucleotide messenger RNA. NCBI's taxonomy places the organism in Eukaryota, Metazoa, Chordata, Mammalia, Rodentia, Sciuridae. The record is from RefSeq and is a predicted model, not a curated record.
GGCAUGCACCACAGCCUGGAUUCCAUCCAUGCACUGGGGGCGGGGGAUGUUGACAAAAGGAGUCACCUGCCCUUCAGCUCCAGAGUGACAACAGGGCUGUUGCAGGAGGUAAAGCUCCUGGAGCUGAGGGCCCCUGCUCCACCUUGGGCAUCUGGCCCCCCAGCAUCACGAGCUUUGCUGGCCAGAUGCACGGUCCCUCUUGUCUCCGUCUCUCUGUCUCCUGCCAGUAUCUAGGAGGGACCUGGAAUACUGAGGCACGGUAAGGUCCUAGCUGAAGGUGGCUUUGUUCCUGAAGUGAUCCUUAUCCAGAGGGAGCAGUUUAGGGCACAGAAGCCCCUGAAGAGAGGGUGUUGGAGUGGAGACCUGACUUAGCUGACUGUGAGCCUAGUUCUACCAGGCUCAGUGCCUACCUGCCCCUCCCAGUAGGCGUGGGUCAGUUGUGGUGGCAGCCCCCAGCCAACAAUAACGGUGGUGGGACCUGGGGCAGCAGGACUGGGUGAGCCGGCCAGGCAGGUCCCUGGUCUGUGUGCCAGGGGCCACCCCCCUCUUGGUCUCCAGGUAGUGUCCUAUAGGCCCAGCCUGUUGUUCCACUUGAGAAGCAGAGGCCACAGGGCCCCCAGCAUUGUGUGACAAUCAGGCCAGCACUCAGCACCCAGCAGAGGCAAGGUUCCUGUUUUCAUGGCUACUGGCAAGCCAGGGGCUGGGGAAUCCCAGGAGGAGGAGGAGGAGGAGGGGGCCUCCACUGGACAGCAGGCUGCCAUGCUGCAGCAGGCCCAGGAGCUCUUCUUGUUAUGUGACAAGGAAGCCAAAGGCUUCAUCACCCGGCAGGACCUGCAGGGCCUGCAGAGUGACCUACUCCUCACACCUGAGCAGCUGGAGGCUGUGUUUGAAAGUCUGGACCAGGCCCACACUGGCUUCCUCACUGCCCGGGAGUUUAGCUUAGGCUUGGGGAAGUUUGUGGGGGUGGAGUUGGCUCAGGGCAUGCAACCCUCCCGGACUACUGAGGAAACCUUUGAAUCGGGCUGGUCAGAUGUGCAGGGCACCAGGGGUUCCCUGGAGGAGGAGGAGCAGGAGGAGCAGGAGCAAUUUUGCACUGCACUGGAGCAGCUGGGAGUGGCCCGGGUCUUGGGCAAGCAGCCGGCUGUGAGGGCACUGUGGGCCCAGCUGCAGCGCGAGAGACCAGAGCUGCUGGGUUCUUUCGAGGAAGUUCUGAUGCGAGCAUCGGCCUGCCUAGAAGAGGCAGCCAGGGAGCGCGAGGGCCUGGAGCAGGCACUGAGGCGGCGGGAAAGCGAGCAUGAGAGGGAAGUGCGUGGCCUCUAUGAGGAGCUGGAGCAGCAACUCCGAGAGCAGCGGCAGCGCCGCAGGCAGAGCCAGAACCUACCCCUGGAGGAGCGAAGGGGGCAUCUGGAGCUGGAGCUGCAGAGCCGCGAGCAGGAGCUGGAGAGUGCUGGCUUGCGGCAGCUGGAGCUGGAACGGCAGCUACAGGCCCGGGCUGCAGAGCAGCUGGAGGCGCAGGCCCAGAACACCCAGCUGCGGCAGGCUUGUGAGGCACUGCAUGCACAGCUGGAGGGGGUGCAGGAGCAGCUGCACAGACUGGAGGGUGAUGCUCGGGGCCGCCAGGAGCAAACACAAAGAGACGUGGUUGCAGUCUCCAGGAACAUGCAGAAAGAGAAACUCAGCCUCCUACGGCAACUAGAGCUGCUCAGGGAGCUGAAUGCACGGCUUCGAGACCUACGAGAUGAGAGAGAGACCUGUGAGGCCAGGCUGCUCAGAAGCAGCCACAAGAAGGCUCUGGCCACAGCCCGCUUGCCUGGGCCCACCUGCUGCUGCUGUUGCAGCUGGGCUAGGCCCCCCAGACGUGGGUCUGGCCACCUUCCCAGUGCCCGAUAACCAGCUCCAAGUGACUCCCUUGGCAUUACCUGGAGGAGCUGCCCCCUGAAGGCUAUUUGUCUUGGGAGGAGGCCUACCAUUCAGGGUGUGGGCUCUAGCCCACAAAGACAUGCAGGAACUAACCUGUGGGUGGUAAAGGUCUCAAGGGUCUCAUGUGCCCCUGCCAGGUGUGCCCUUGCCAAUACUUAUCCUGUUCCCUUGUCCCAGCAAGGGAAAAACAAGCAAAACAAAAACUCCUGUAACGUC